Molecule: messenger RNA, 1035 nt
Organism: Symbiodinium sp. CCMP2456
Lineage: Eukaryota; Dinophyceae; Suessiales; Symbiodiniaceae
Source: the annotation of a GenBank genome assembly
AUCAACAGCUCCCGUGCAAGUGAUCUGGAAUAUGUUUUCGUUAAUCCCAAGACGGUCUUCACUCGAUCUUUCCUGGACUAUCAUGGCAUGCUGCAGUUUCGUGGACAUAUCAGUGUCCAUGCUAUCAACUUUGCGCAAAAGGAAGUCAUGUGGAAAGACGACAAUGAGCAUGCUCGAUGGCAGCUGGAAUACUCUAUUGCGCAGUUGGAUCUCAAUGUCCUACAGGUCAGCGACAUCAUGAUGUGGUGCGACUUCUCGGACAAGGACACAGAGAACAGGUGUAUGUCCAUUUGCUUGGAGAAGCCGCUUGCCGACGACUUCGUGCAGGAAUAUCACAAGUGGUUCCAAUUCAAUGUGAUUACUGCCAAGGAGGCUAAGUCUAUGUACGAGAUCGUGAUCGAUGGCCAUGAAAAGGUUUCAUCCAGGUGUUCCACUGCAACUCCUGCCCAUGGCGGACGGCCGAGGAAGGAUGGCACAGUCAAAAAGCGCACAAAUGGAUGGUUUUUGGCUGUUCAUCCAGAGUCCGGACUCAUCGUUGGCGUGCAGGAGAUGAUCCACCCGGAGAACAAUGACCUGGCAGUUGGGAUGCUCCAAGAUGCGGCCGAACUUCUUCCUGCCUUGGAUUGCAUCAUCUAUGACCGCAUGUGCUGCGCUUUGCAGGCAGUGCGAAAGUCGGAUAUGCUCCAGGACGUUAAGUAUUUCUGCGUCGAUAAGUUCCACGCACAUGGUCAUGGUACAAAUUGUCCGUGCUCACCCUUGGUGCACAAGAAGUUGGACAAGAGAUUGCGAGAUGUGAAUACCUCUGUGGCUGAGCAGACCUUCGCUUCGUUUCGCAAUUAUGCCAGAACAUUUAAUGCCAUGUCGCCGCAAACGAGCUUCUUCUAUGUUCUGCUCUAUGUGCAGAAGCACAACGAGUUGAUCCGCAAGAACAGCGUGAGUCACCUCAGCCCCUUCGGCUCAGGUAUGCUUGCGGAGGCCAGCAGCCUGCACGGCGACGCGUCCAGCGUCCUCGAAGUAGGAAGCUCUAUGCGAUAA